Molecule: messenger RNA, 531 nt
Organism: Metarhizium brunneum ARSEF 3297
Lineage: Eukaryota; Fungi; Ascomycota; Sordariomycetes; Hypocreales; Clavicipitaceae
Source: RefSeq, a predicted model, not a curated record
AUGGCUCCCGCGCGUCAACAACAGACGCCCCAGUUCAACAAGGAUGAAAAGGUUCUCUGCUUCCACAUGGACAUGCUCUACGAGGCCAAGGUCAUGGAUGUACAGCCUGGCGAGAAGCCCGGCGACGGCUUCCGCUACAAAGUGCACUACAAGGGCUGGAAGAACACCUGGGACGACUGGGUUCUCGCAGACAGAAUCCGGCCCUUUGACGACGAGCACAAGGAGCUGGCGGCCCAGCUUCACGCCCAGGUCAAGAGCAGCAUGCAGAAAAACUCCAAGCAACCCAAGAAGAACCUCAAGGGCGGCGACUCGGCCAGAGGCAGUGAGGAACGGGGCUCAGGCGCUCCUCAAGGGGGGAGAGGGGGGAGGAGAGGCAAAGACUGGGAACUAGAGCAGGUGAGAGACUUUUUUUUUUUUUCGUGCAAGCUCGUGGUUAUUUUGCGUUUUGGUCUGGCGUGUGCACGGCGCAGCCGUGGUGUGCCGCGAGUGCUGGCCAUGUCUACGACGGGCAGGGCGAAGCAAACAUCUUGA